CAUGGAUGUAUAGUCUCCACAAUCAAACUGUUCCUUCCAGAUGGAAUGGAAGCUCGAUUGCGAUCAGACGUUAUCCAUGCUCCAUUACCAAGUCCUGUUGACAAGGUUGCUGCUAACACUCCCAGUAUGUAUUCUCAGGAAUUGUUUCAGCUUUCACAGUAUCUACAAGAAGCCUUACAUCGGGAACAAAUGUUGGAACAGAAGCUGGCAACCCUUCAGCGACUACUUGCUGUCACACAAGAGGCUUCAGAUACUAGUUGGCAGGCUUUAAUAGAUGAAGACAGGCUGCUAUCAAGACUAGAGGUUAUGGGAAAUCAGUUACAGGCUUGUUCAAAGAAUCAAACAGAAGACAGUAUACGAAAAGAGCUUAUAGCAUUGCAGGAAGACAAACACAACUAUGAGACAACAGCCAAAGAGUCCCUGAGGCGGGUCCUCCAGGAGAAAAUUGAAGUGGUCAGAAAACUGUCUGAAGUGGAGAGAAGUUUAAGUAAUACAGAAGAUGAAUGUACACACCUGAAAGAAAUGAAUGAGCGGACUCAGGAAGAAUUAAGGGAAUUAGCCAAUAAGUACAAUGGAGCUGUAAAUGAAAUUAAAGAUCUUUCUGACAAGCUAAAGGUAGCAGAAGGAAGACAAGAAGAAAUCCAACAGAAAGGACUGGCUGAGAAAAAGGAAUUGCAGCAUAAAAUAGAUGAAAUGGAAGAAAGAGAGCAAGAGCUUCAAGCAAAAAUAGAAGCUUUGCAGGCUGAUAAUGACUUCACCAAUGAGCGGCUCACUGCUUUACAAGAGCACUUUCUUUCAAAGAGUGGAGGGGACUGCACUUUUAUCCAUCAGUUCAUAGAAUGUCAGAACAAGAUCAUAGAUGAAGGACAUCUAACCAAAGUGGAAGAAACAAAGCUUUUGAAAGAGAAUCAAGGACGGGUCAAAGAAUCGAAUGAUUUGUCAGACACUCUUAGCCCAAGCAAGGAAAAAAGCAGCGACGACACUACAGAUGCUCAGAUGGAUGACCAAGAUCUAAACGAACCUAUUGCUAAAGUAGCUCUUCUAAAAGAUGAAUUGCAGGGUGCACAAUCAGAGACUGAGGCUAAGCAAGAAAUUCAGCAACUGCACAAGGAGCUGAUUGAAGCCCAAGAGCUAGCUAGAACAAGUAAACAAAAAUGCUUUGAACUUCAAGCACUGUUGGAAGAAGAGAGAAAAGCAUAUCGAGUGCAAGUUGAAGAAUCUAACAAGCAAAUAAAUGCUCUGCAAGCUCAGUUGCGAAGGUUACAAGAAGAAAUCGAGAACCUUCGUAAGGAAAAGGAGAAGGAAAUUUCAACCACUCGGAAUGAACUAGUCAGUGCUCAGAAUGAGAUUCUGUCCCUUCAACAAGUCGCAGAAAAAGCAGCGUCAGAGCGAGAUACAGACAUUUCUGCACUGCAGGCAGAGCUGCAGACGGUGCGAGCGGAACUCGAACGGUGGCGGAAAGAUGCUUCAGAUUAUGAGAAGGAAAUUGUCAGUCUGCAGGCCAGUUUUCAGCUCCGAUGUCAGCAGUGUGAGGAUCAGCAGAAGGAAGAGGCCACUCGCCUGAAAGGUGAACUCGAAAAACUGAAGACAGAGUGCAUUGCUCUGGAGGCUGAAUGUGCUAAACUAAGGAAGGAAAAUACUUCACUUACAUCCGAACUUCAGCGACAAGAGAAGGAGCUUUCUAGCUCUCAGAAACAGAGUUUAGCGCUAACCAGCGACAUAAGUGUUCUUGAAAUGUCUCGGAAGGAACUUGAAAUUCAGAUGGGAUCUUUGAGAGAAAAACAUCAACGGGAUGCAGCCAGUCUGAAAACUCAGCUCAGUGAAGCUGAGAGUCAAGCAAAAGAUGUUCAGAAAGAGUAUGAAAGAACACAGACUGUGCUCUCGGAGCUGAAGGCAAAGUAUGAGGUGGCUGAACAAGAAAACCAGUCACUCGCGGAGGAGCUCAAACAAUGUAAAGAAAACCUGAAGCUGCUACAAGAAAAAGGAAACAACAGACAAUGGCCUUGGAUGCCUGUGAUGGCAGCUUUGGUUGCUGUAACAGCCGUGGUGCUGUACCCAGGCCUAACCAGAGCUUCUCCAUGAGAACUGUUGUUGAAUCCAUACACCGUCCUCCCUUUAGAAGCUGGCAACAUUCAUAUACUGAGGGAAAACAGAUUAAUUCUCUUCCUUUUUACCUCUUAAUACCGCACAGCUCUGCGUGAGAACAGCAGUAGGGUCAUUUGCUUUAAACUGUAUAAAAUGUAUCUGUCUAUAAAGAGGGAAUAAAAUUGUGAUUCAUCAUACUGUGAGCAAUAUUUUUGCUUACAACUUCAUGCAAGUUUUAAAUUAGUAUGUUGGGAUUCUGGAUACUCUAAUGGUGGCCUAAAAUAGGCUUCUUGGUACCAAAUUAUUUAUAAUGGCUAGGGUUGUGGACACUUACUUUAGAACCUGAUUGCCAGAUUCAAGAGGAAAAUGCAUUUCUGAUUUGGACAUCCAAACCAAGUAACCCUGCAGAUACUUGGGAAACAGAUACAGUGUGCUCAGUGCCUUUCAGUAUGAUUUCUUAUUUUUUAAACUAGUAUCCCAUUU
Messenger RNA from Acanthisitta chloris (rifleman), 2568 nucleotides. It is a transcript of the gene SLMAP, whose product is annotated as sarcolemma associated protein. Gene Ontology annotation, cellular component: acrosomal membrane. The record is from RefSeq and is a predicted model, not a curated record. The transcript is spliced from 19 exons. NCBI's taxonomy places the organism in Eukaryota, Metazoa, Chordata, Aves, Passeriformes, Acanthisittidae. Bases 46 to 2082 code for a protein of 678 amino acids. Gene Ontology annotation, biological process: regulation of membrane depolarization during cardiac muscle cell action potential; acrosome assembly; protein localization to plasma membrane.